AUGGCUGAUACCGACGAGCGUUAUCUGCAGCAAGCAGCCAUAAGAGGCCAUAAAUCUGGCCUUCUGGCUACCUGUGUUGUAUUUCAUUCGCUUCAUAUAUAUCUUGAUCACUUCAUAUCUCAUUUCUAUUCAUAUUUAUCCCAAUCUGUUUAUUUAUCUUUCCCAAUCUAUCUAUCUAUCUAUCUAUCUAUCUAUCUAUCUAUCUAUCUAUCUAUCUCAGUCUGUUCAGACCUAUUUAUCUCAGUCUGUUCAUAUCUAUCUAUCUCUAUCUCUCUCUUUGUCUCUGUCUCUGUCUCUCUCUCUCUCUCUCUCUCUCUCUAUAUAUAUAUAUAUAUAUAUAUAUAUCUGUCUCUCUGUUCGGAUCUCUGUUUAUAUCUAUCUAUCUAUCUAUCUUAUCUAUCUAUCUAUCUAUUUAUCUAUCUCUGUUCAUAUCUAUCUCAGUCUUUUGAUAUCUAUCUAUCUAUCUCAAUCUAUCUAUCUAUCUAUCUAUCUAUCUAUCUAUCUCAGUGUGUUCAUAUCUAUCUCAGUGUGUUCAUAUCUAUCUCAGUCUGUUCAUAUCUAUCUAUCUAUCUAUCUAUCUAUCUAUCUAUCUAUCUAUCUCAGCUAGCUAGCUAUUUCACUAAUUCGAUAGCUAACUUGAUAUGUCAUUAUCUAUCUAUCUAUCUAUCUAUCUAUCUAUCUAUGCAAGUCUAUCAGUCUGUCUAUCUAUCUGUAGAUCCUUAUGUCUGA
This is a messenger RNA of Acanthosepion pharaonis, 729 nucleotides long. The record is from the annotation of a GenBank genome assembly. Lineage: Eukaryota; Metazoa; Mollusca; Cephalopoda; Sepiida; Sepiidae.